AUGGAUACAUUAUUAUGGAUACAACAUUACCAUAGUUUAUCUUGGAAUUCUUACGAUGAAUUUAUCGACUGGUUAAAUUCUGCGUGUUUACUUGAUUUUUCUUGUUUAACUCCACCAUUAUUUUGUUCAUGUAAAUAUGGCCUCAAAGAAUAUUCUUGCAUUCAUUCUUUGGGUUUAUUAAUGAUGUGGAGUCAUCGUAAAAUUCCACAACAACUUGGAAUAAGAAGGGGAAAAGGUCGUCCAAAGAAAGUUAAAUUAGCUUUAACAAAAGACUGA
Molecule: messenger RNA, 276 nt
Organism: Rotaria sp. Silwood1
Lineage: Eukaryota; Metazoa; Rotifera; Eurotatoria; Philodinida; Philodinidae
Source: the annotation of a GenBank genome assembly